Molecule: messenger RNA, 459 nt
Organism: Glycine soja
Lineage: Eukaryota; Viridiplantae; Streptophyta; Magnoliopsida; Fabales; Fabaceae
Product: protein ULTRAPETALA 2-like
Exons: 2
Coding region: 1-459 (152 amino acids)
Cellular component (GO): nucleus; cytosol
Source: RefSeq, a predicted model, not a curated record
AUGCUCACAAAGAAGGGAGUGGAAGGUGGAAGAGCAAUAUCUGAUGAAGAUAGAGUUCCACUCUGGAAGACACCUCUGACGAAAUAUUACACACACCAAGCAAAUGAGGCUAACUGGAAAGACUCUGCAAUGAGGAAACGAAACUUUCACAGGGAUGAGUUCCUGCAUUGCACGAGUUGCAGGAAGGAGUGCAGGUUCCAUCUCAAGAGCAUACUAGACAUUAAGAACUACCAUGAAGCUUUGGACAACAAAUCCUUGACUUGUUCUCUUUGGCCUUACCAAAAAAUAAUCUGCGAUGAUGAUGACGAGAGACCAAGUCUGAGAGUAAGCAGGGGCUGUUCUCGUUCUUCAACUUGCCAAGGCUGCUCAACUUGUUACUGCGAAGGGUGCAUCAAGUUCCGCUUUGAGGAUUGCAAUUGCCAAGAAUGCAGAGACUUUAUGCUUUAUGCUGAACCUUAA